Molecule: messenger RNA, 543 nt
Organism: Rhea pennata
Lineage: Eukaryota; Metazoa; Chordata; Aves; Rheiformes; Rheidae
Gene: PFN1
Product: profilin 1
Exons: 3
Coding region: 46-513 (155 amino acids)
Biological process (GO): positive regulation of actin filament bundle assembly; actin cytoskeleton organization; regulation of actin filament polymerization
Cellular component (GO): cytoplasm
Molecular function (GO): actin binding
Source: RefSeq, a predicted model, not a curated record
GGCCCCGCCCCCCGCGCCGCCGCCGCCGCCGCCGCCGCCGCCGCCAUGAGCGGGUGGGCGCCCUACGUGGAGAGCCUGAUGGCGGACGGGACCUGCCAGGACGCCGCCAUCGUGGGCUACAAGGACACCCCGGCCGUGUGGGCCGCCACCCCCGGCAAGACCUUCGCCAACAUCACGGCGGCGGAGGUGAGCGCGCUGGUGGCCAAGGAGCGGGGGGGGCUGCUGGUGAACGGGCUGACGCUGGGGGGGCAGCGCUGCUCCGUCAUCCGCGACUCGCUGCUCGUCGAGGGCGAGCACAGCAUGGACCUGCGCACCAAGAGCGCCGCCGGCGCCCCCACCUUCAACAUCACCGCCGCCAUCACCAACAAGACGAUCGUGCUGGUGAUGGGCAAGGAGGGCGUCCACGGCGGGGGGGGGGGGGGUGGUGAGGCGGCCCGGACGCCUGGGCCCCUUCUGGGUCUGUCUUGUGGGGGGUGUCUGUGGGGCAGCCCGGACGCCUGGGCCCCUCACUGACCCCCCCCCCCGUGUCCCCCCCCCCCCCCC